AUGAGUUUCCCUUCACUUGUUCAUCUUUGGUUUCUUGCCUUUGGUUUGAUCCCUUUUCUUGCUAGUGGAGCUACUCUGUUAGAAGAGGAAGUGCAAGUUAUGAAAAGGAUAGCUAAGACAAUUGGGAAGGAUUGGGACUUCAGUGUAGAUCCAUGCAGUGGACAAAGUAAUUGGAAAUCAUCUGUUCAAGUGAAGGGGUUUGAAAAUUCUGUCAGCUGCAAUUGCUCUUUUGCUAAUGCCACUUUUUGCCAUGUUGUUAGCAUUGUUCUCAAGUCACAAAAUCUUUCGGGCACACUCCCAAGUGAGCUAGUGAUGUUGCCUUACCUCCAAGAAAUUGACUUCACCCGCAACUAUCUUAAUGGUACAAUCCCUCCACAAUGGAGCUCCAUGAAACUUGUCAACAUUUCCCUUCUUGGAAACCGAAUAACAGGUCCAAUCCCAAAAGAAUGGGGAAACAUCACCACCCUGAAAAGCUUGGUCCUGGAGUUCAAUCAAUUAUCUGGAGAGCUUCCUCCAGAGCUUGGAAAUCUCCCCCAGCUUGAAAUAUUGCUUCUCACCUCCAACUAUUUUACUGGAAAUUUACCAGCAUCAUUUGCUAGGCUCACUACAUUGAAGCACCUUCGACUUGGCGACAAUCAAUUCUCUGGAACAAUACCCAAUUUAAUUCAGAGCUGGACAAGUCUUGAGAGACUGGUGAUGCAAGGAAGUGGUUUUAGUGGGCCAAUUCCUUCCGGAAUUUCAUUUCUGAAAAACCUCACUGACUUGAGGAUCAGUGACUUGAAAGGACCAGAUUCUCAAUUUCCACAGCUUAAAAACUUGACAAACUUGGAAACACUAGUAUUGAGGAGUUGCAAUCUUAUAGGGACAGUUCCUGAAUAUCUUGGAAAUGUGACUACUUUAAGAUCAUUAGACCUCAGUUUUAACAAAUUAACUGGACCGAUUCCAAGAACGAUCGGUAACCUAGAGAACAUUAAUAUACUAUAUUUAACCGGAAACAAUUUUAGUGGACCACUGCCGAAUUGGAUAGAUAAACCAGACUACACAGAUCUCUCAUAUAACAAUCUGAGUAUCGAAAAUCCAGAGCAAUUGACAUGUCAACAGGGAAGCGUGAACUUGUUUGCAUCAUCUUUGAAGGGAAAUAACAUGGGAAUGGUUCCAUGUUUGGGGAACAUUAACUGUCCUAAAACUCGGUACUCUCUCCAUAUAAAUUGUGGUGGGAAGCUUAUUUCUAAUGAAAGCGUUACAUAUGAUGAUGAUUCACAAGAAGCUGGACAAGCAAGAUUUCGCCGGACAGGAUCAAACUGGGUAUUUAGCAACACUGGUCAUUUCUUUGAUAGCAGCCGCUUAGACUACUAUACUUGGUCUAAUGCUACUAUGCUUGCUAUGGACAAUAGUGAAUUGUAUAUGGAUGCACGUGUUUCUCCCCUCUCUCUCACAUAUUAUGGAUUUUGCAUGGAAAAUGGAAACUACACUGUAAAUCUGCAUUUUGCUGAGAUAAUGUUCACGGAUGAUCACACAUAUAGCAGCCUUGGAAGACGUCUAUUUGACAUCUAUAUUCAGAGAAACUUGGUGCUAAAGGAUUUCAACAUUGUAAAAGAAGCAGGAGGUGUUGGUAAGGCAGUCAUAAAAAAGUUCACUGCUAUUGUGAAUAGCAAUACCUUGGAGAUCCGCUUGCAUUGGGCUGGAAAAGGGACAACUGCUAUUCCUUUUGGAUCAGUUUAUGGUCCUCUCAUAUCAGCUAUAUCUGUUGAUCCUGAUUUUACACCCCCAGUGAAAAAUAGAAGUGGCAUACCUGUGUGGUCCAUAGUUGCUGUUAUAAUUGCUGGAGCAUUUGUUAUCAUCAUGGUUUUUGGUAUAGCUUGGUGGAGAGGAUGUCUAGGAAGGAAAGGUACACUAGAAAAAGAGCUAAGGGGUGUAGAUCUGCAAACUGGCUUAUUUAGCUUACGGCAAAUUAGAGCAGCAACUAACAACUUUGAUAUUGCAUUUAAGAUUGGAGAAGGCGGGUUUGGUCCUGUUUACAAGGGUGUUCUUUCAGAUGGCACAGUGAUAGCAGUUAAACAACUUUCUUCUAAAUCAAAGCAAGGGAAUCGUGAGUUUAUUAAUGAGGUUGGCAUGAUUUCUGCUUUGCAACAUCCUUGUCUAGUUAAACUCUAUGGUUGUUGUAUGGAAGGAGAUCAGUUGUUGCUAAUAUAUGAAUACAUGGAAAACAACAGUCUUGCCCGUGCUUUGUUUGCGCAAGAAAAAUAUCAAUUGAAGUUGGAUUGGUCAACAAGGCAGAGGAUUUGUGUUGGUAUUGCUAGAGGUUUGGCUUAUCUCCAUGGAGAAUCAAGGCUAAAGAUAGUUCACAGGGACAUCAAGGCCACUAAUGUACUAUUGGAUAAAGAUCUCAAUCCAAAGAUAUCUGAUUUUGGAUUGGCCAAGCUUGAUGAAGAGGGCUACACCCACAUAACUACUAGAGUAGCUGGCACCUAUGGAUAUAUGGCUCCUGAAUAUGCAAUGCAUGGUUAUUUGACUGAUAAAGCAGAUGUUUAUAGUUUUGGAAUUGUUGCCUUGGAAAUUGUCAGUGGAAAGAGCAAUUCCAUGAACUGGCCAAAGGAAGAUUGCUUCUGUCUUGUUGAUUGGACAAAUGACUUGAAAGGAAAAGGCAAUGUAAUGGACCUAGUGGAUGAGAAGUUAGGCGAAGACUUCAACAAAGAGGAAGUAAUGGUCAUGAUCAAUGUGGCUCUUCUAUGUACACAAGUUUCUCCGAUGAACAGACCCACCAUGGCUUCAGUUGUAAGUAUGCUUGAAGGCAAAACUAUGGUUCAAGACACGGUGUCAAACACAAGCCAGGUAUUGGAUGGAAAGAAGCUGGAGGUAAUCCAACAGUAUUACCAUCUGAGAGGAAAAAAUAAGAUCCUUGAGACUCAAGAGGAGAGCAUUUCAAUUGGUGAAACUUCAGCAUUUAUGACUGAAACAGAUCUAUAUUCUGUCAACCUGGAUUCUUCUUACUGGGAAAAAUGUGAUUAG
Messenger RNA from Abrus precatorius (Indian licorice), 3009 nucleotides. RefSeq names its product probable leucine-rich repeat receptor-like serine/threonine-protein kinase At3g14840. The transcript has 24 exons. The coding region runs from base 1 to 3009 and encodes 1002 amino acids. Lineage: Eukaryota; Viridiplantae; Streptophyta; Magnoliopsida; Fabales; Fabaceae. The record is from RefSeq and is a predicted model, not a curated record. Gene Ontology annotation, molecular function: protein kinase activity; protein binding; ATP binding. Gene Ontology annotation, biological process: protein phosphorylation.